Messenger RNA from Anoplophora glabripennis (Asian longhorned beetle), 437 nucleotides. RefSeq lists its product as uncharacterized. Lineage: Eukaryota; Metazoa; Arthropoda; Insecta; Coleoptera; Cerambycidae. The record is from RefSeq and is a predicted model, not a curated record. The transcript has 2 exons. The coding region runs from base 251 to 412 and encodes 53 amino acids.
GGAUGUUUUAAAUAUAAAAAUUAAAUAAUUGUUUUUACGAAUCGGUUAUAAGUAAUGCGAAGGGUCUGAAUUAAUUUUAAAUAGUUUUGCACAAUUAAAUGAAGUUAAAAGCUGUCACAUCACAUGAUAACCAUAUCAAGUAGAACUGGGCCUUGUGUUUUUGUCCGUUUAUACAUGAUAAAGUAUGACCCUUGGUAGAGAUAAAUGACCCCCGUGAAGAUGAUAGUUCAUAUAAAAUGCAAAGGGAGGAAUGCUGAGAGGUACCAAAGACUGUCUAGAACUUCGUGUUCGUUUGAAUUCUCUUCACCAAACCUGGAAGUGGUUACAUCAAACAAUCACCCUUCACGACUUUCUGAUCUCCUUAACAUCAUCUUCUAAAAAUUCGUAUCCUAGAGCCUUCUUGAUCCAUUAGAAGACUGUCUUUAGGCACAACAUCU